Messenger RNA from Vigna radiata var. radiata (mung bean), 2550 nucleotides. RefSeq names its product long-chain-alcohol oxidase FAO1. Gene Ontology annotation, molecular function: flavin adenine dinucleotide binding; long-chain-alcohol oxidase activity. The record is from RefSeq and is a predicted model, not a curated record. The transcript has 3 exons. The coding region runs from base 123 to 2354 and encodes 743 amino acids. Lineage: Eukaryota; Viridiplantae; Streptophyta; Magnoliopsida; Fabales; Fabaceae.
GGAAAAAAAGGGUUAUAAAUGGAAUGCGACAAGGAGUUCAGUUUUAGAUAGUUCCAUGCAAGAGAUAUUGAUUAGUGAAUUGCAUAACAGAGAGUGGUGGUUAGUGCAGAGGAGGGAGAGAGAUGAAGAGAGAGUGUCAUCCUUUGCUGAGAGGAGGAAGAAGAGGAAGAAGAGGAAGUAGAGAUUGUCUUUCUUCAGCUGAGAUGGAAUCACUUAGAAGCAUGUGUGAGGCUUUGUUUCCUCCUCUGCAGUUGGAACAUUUGGACACAACAAAACACAACACAAAAAGCAAAGCUCUGCAACAUUUCUGGAAAGCUUCUGCUUCUGAAUCCUCCAUCCCUCAAGAGUGUGCAGAUAUACUGAUAAAAAGAGCUCUGAAAGAAGCAUUGAUAUUUGUGAGAUUGAUCCUAUGGAUGCUGUCAACAAGAUUGGGCACUUUGUUGCUGUGUGGGAGUCUCUGUCUGAGUAUGAAAUGGCCUUACAUCCACAACUUCUCAAAUAUUUCUUUGGACAACAGAGAAAAGGUUCUGCAGAAAUGGUUUAAGCAUCGCUUCCUCACACCUGUUAGACUUGCAUUCCUUUACGUCAAAGUUCUGUGCUUCUUUGUUUUCUUCUCUCAGUGUGAUGAGAAGGGUGAAAACCCAGCAUGGGAAGCUCUAGGGUAUAAGGUUGACACUGAUGGGAUCACAAGCAAGGUUCAGAAAGAGAGGCCUCUUGAAAAAGGGAUAGUGGAAGCUGCGAAUGAGAGUGAUUGGAGCCUGCCUAAGUCUCUUGCUGAGAAAGGUCUUGAAAUUUCUAUGGAUUCUGAAAACAAUGUCCUUGGAAUAAAGUGUGAUGUGGUAAUUGUUGGGUCUGGUUGUGGGGGAGGAGUUGCAGCUGCUAUUCUAGCAAGUUCAGGCUUCAAGGUGCUUGUUCUUGAGAAGGGUAACUACUAUGCCUCCGGUGAUUAUUCUUCUCUGGAAGGGCCUUCUUUGAAUGAGCUUUAUGAAUUAGGAGGAACUUUUGCAUCCUGGGAUGGAAAAAUGGCGAUUCUCGCAGGGUCAACAGUGGGUGGUGGAUCUGCUGUUAAUUGGGCGGCAUCUAUUAGAACCCCAGAUAGUGUGCUCAAGGAAUGGGAAAAAGACCACAAAUUAUCAAUCUUUUCGAGCCAUGAAUACCUUUCCGCCAUGGACAUGGUGUGCAAAAGGAUUGGUGUAACCGACAAGUGUGUGGAGGAAGGGCUCCAGAAUCAAGUUCUCAGAAAAGGUUGUAAGAAUCUUGGUCUUCAAGUUGAUUACGUGCCAAGAAACUCAUCAGAACGGCAUUACUGUGGGUCUUGCAACUACGGUUGCAAAAGAGGAGAAAAACAAGGAACAGAGGUUACAUGGCUCGUUGAUGCUGUGGAUCAUGAUGCAGUGAUACUAACAGGAACGAAAGCUGAAAGAUUUAUAUUGGAAAACAACAAGGGAGGGAGAGUGAGAAGAAAGAAAUGCUUAGGAGUGAUGGCCAAUGUUUUAACAAAUAACGUAACUUGGAGACUGAAAAUUGAGGCCAAAGUCACAGUUUCAGCCUGUGGGGCUCUUCUGACGCCACCUUUAAUGAUCUCCAGUGGAUUGAGAAACAAGCACAUUGGAAAGAAUCUUCAUAUGCAUCCAGUGCUAAUGUCGUGGGGGUAUUUUCCAGACUCAAAUUCUGAUCUCAAGGGUAAAUGCUAUGAGGGAGGAAUAAUAACUUCAGUUCAUAAGGUGGUAUCCGAGGAGUCUAAAGUGAAAGCCAUAGUUGAAACUCCAGCACUGGGGCCAGCAGCGUUAUCUACACUGGUUCCUUGGGUGUCUGGACGUGAUUUCAAAGAAAGAAUGCUGAAAUAUUCAAGGACUGUUCAUCUGAUCACAAUUAUUAGGGACAAGGGCUGUGGAGUAGUUAGGAGUGAGGGUAGGGUGCACUAUGAGUUAGAUGAAUCGGACAAAGAGAACAUGAAGGAUGGAGUGAAGCAGGCACUGAGAAUUCUUAUAGCAGCUGGAGCUGUUGAGGUAGGUACUCAUAGAAGUGACGGACAGAGAAUUGAAUGUAAUGGGAAUAAUGAAAAGGAAUUGGAGAGGUUUGUGGAAUCCAUAUAUGCAACAGGAGGGUCAAUGUCACAAGAAGAAAAAUGGAGUAUAUAUAGUUCAGCACACCAGAUGGGGAGUUGCAGGAUGGGGAUCAGUGAAAAAGAAGGUGCAGUGGAUGUAAAUGGGAUGAGUUGGGAAGCAGAAGGUCUGUUUGUGUGUGAUGCAAGUUUGCUGCCAACUGCAAUUGGUGUGAAUCCCAUGAUAACUAUACAAUCUACUGCAUAUUGUGUUGCCAAGAGAAUUGCAGCCUUUCUGGGAACAGGAUAAAGUUUGUUUCUUUGUUCUUUUCUAUACAACUUACCAUGCCCCUGCCGAUGUAGAUGAGUAAAUUAUGGUGUCACAGCAAACUACAAUUGUUCCGUAGUUCCGUAGCUUGUUUGGAAGUUUGAACAAACAUGUGAUUACUUACAUUAUAACCAUUUUGCAAUUUUUUGAGUUUACAUUCUAAAAUCACUUCUCAUAA